Molecule: messenger RNA, 2030 nt
Organism: Punica granatum (pomegranate)
Lineage: Eukaryota; Viridiplantae; Streptophyta; Magnoliopsida; Myrtales; Lythraceae
Source: RefSeq, a predicted model, not a curated record
AAAAUGAAUUAUUAGGUGAACUUAAACUGCGCGUCAAAUCUAAAAUAGUGAUUUGUGUUCGAAAAGAUUAUAUAAGAAACCAAAGGUUGCAUUUCUUUUUGAGCUUUAUCUUCCAUCAUCAUCCUUUGUGUUUGUGUGCACUAGGAAUCUUAGAGUAUCAAACAUGGGCACUACCACCACUCCCAUGGAGCUGGAGCCGGAAUCCCUGGCCCCGCCUCACAUGUUCGCCCUGCCAGUCGACUCAGAGCACAAGGCCACGGAGUUCCGCAUCUUCUCGAUUGCAAAGCCCCACAUGAGGGCCUUCCACCUAUCGUGGAUCUCCUUCUUCUCUUGCUUCGUGUCCUCCUUUGCUGCCCCGCCCUUGCUCCCGAUCAUCCGGGACAACCUCAACCUCACCGCCACGGACAUUGGGAACGCCGGGAUUGCCUCCGUGUCGGGUGCGGUCUUUGCUCGGGUUGCAAUGGGGUGUGCCUGUGACCUCUUCGGGCCACGCCUGGCCUCAGCCUCCUUGAUCCUUCUCACUGCUCCAGCGGUCUACUUCACCUCUAUCGCUUCGUCCCCAAUCUCAUUCCUCCUGGUGCGGUUCUUCACGGGGUUUUCCCUGGCCACGUUCGUUUCGACCCAGUUCUGGAUGAGCUCCAUGUUCUCAGCAAAGGUGGUUGGGACCGCCAAUGGAAUUACUGGUGGUUGGGGCAACCUUGGAGGCGGGGCCACGCAGCUGAUCAUGCCCCUUGUCUUUGCUUUGAUCCGGGACAUAGGGGCAGUCAAGUUCACUGCGUGGAGAAUCGCAUUCUUCAUACCGGCCUUGUUCCAGACCCUGGCAGCAUUUGGAGUCAUACUCUUCGGGCAGGACAUGCCCGAUGGGAAUUUCCAGAAGCUCCAGAAGGAAGGGGACAAGCCCCAGGACGACUUCUCAAAGGUGUUCUACCACGGAGUUUCCAACUACAGGAGUUGGAUCCUUGCCCUCACCUAUGGCUACUGCUUUGGGGUGGAGCUCACGAUCGAUAACAUAAUAGCGGAGUACUUCUACGACCGGUUCAAUCUGAAGCUCCACACUGCAGGGAUUAUAGCUGCGAGCUUUGGGCUGGCAAACCUGUUUGCUAGGCCGUUGGGAGGGGUCUUCUCUGAUGCGGUGGCAAAGAGGUUUGGGAUGAGAGGUAGGCUAUGGACCCUCUGGACGGUGCAGACGAUCGGAGGAGUCCUGUGCGCGAUUCUCGGGCGGGUGGACUCAUUGGGUGCUUCCGUUGCAGUGAUGGUCGCAUUCUCGAUAUUCUGCCAGGCCGCUUGUGGGCUUACAUUCGGGGUCGUCCCCUUUGUCUCCAAAAGGUCGCUCGGGGUGAUAUCGGGAAUGACCGGAGGUGGAGGCAACGUGGGAGCAGUCAUAACUCAAUUAAUAUUCUUCAAAGGAUCGAGGUACUCUAAGGAGAUGGGAAUGACGCUAAUGGGCAUCAUGAUAAUCUGUUGCACUCUCCCGAUCUGCCUCAUCUACUUCCCGCAGUGGGGCGGGAUGUUCUGUGGCCCCACGUCGAAAAAGGGAUUCACCGAGGAAGACUACUACUUGUCAGAAUGGAGCUCCCAUGAGAAGGAGAGAGGGUUCCAUCAGGCAAGCCUGAAAUUCGCUUACAACAGCAGAAGUGAAAGGGGCAGGAGAUUCGUCGGUUCGACAACACCGGCAGAUUAUGGGAGCCCCUCUACGCAUGUGUGAUGUCUUUAGCCCGACAGACGGAGAGUUUCUUCAUUGCUAGUAAUAGUAUCAGAGCAAAGAAAAGGUACAUUGUAGGUAAAAUAAUAUGUAACAUUGGCUUCACACAACAGAUAAAAAUUGUGAAAGCCUUCCCUCUGUUUCGAAAGGAGAAUAACGCUGUAGCUGUCCUUGUCUGCCCUAGGUUUCGGUCGGGAUCAUAAUCGGGGCAGGAAAAGGAGGUGCCAUCUUCGGCCUUACUGGCCUUCUCCUUUCUCUGCUGUCAAAAACAGUAGCAAUUUGAUAAUUUAGUGUCAAGUUAAUAACAAACAGCAAAAAUUACAUCUCC